CAUCUUGGAGGAUGUUUGUUGCUCCCCAGCCUGCUUUUAGGUUUCUGAAUUCAGACUGGCAGGCUUCCCAAAUGUAGCUUCCCAUUCUAUCAGCAGUGACAGUUGAGACUUAGCCAGUAAGUUCCUGGGAGUUGUAGCUUCAAGCCUAGCUGUUCUGCCAGCUUGUGAGUUCUGUCACUGGGGCCAGUUUCUAACACUUAUUCUCACUGUUAAAUGGAGACCACAGACUUGGCCUAUCCCAAAGGUCUAUGGGGAGUGGCAGUGGAAUCUUGCACUGUUUAGAUGCUGACUCUCCAUAAUAUGCGUGAGUCAGACCAUUCAGGAUGUUGUCUCUACUCCUUUACUGCUUCGAGUUUUACAGUAUAGCUAAGGAGAAACCUAAGGUUACAGUGUCACCGCACAGCCUGUGUCCUUCCCCAGGUUCCUGCCUAAAGACCAGCUGGGUACCCUCUCUGACCCUCCACAUCACCAUGCACUCCUUGGACGAGCCGCUUGACCUAAAGCUGAGCAUCACCAAGCUCCGGGCGGCGAGAGAGAAGCGGGAAAGGACUCUGGAUGUGGUCCGGCAUCAUGCUUUGCAUAGGGAGUUGGGCCUGGUGGAUGAUAGCCCCACACCUGGCUCCCCAGGCUCCCCCCCACCAGGCUUCCUGCUGAACCCCAAGUUCCCUGAGAAGGUAGAUGGACGCUUUUCCACAGCCCCCCUGGUGGACCUCAGCUUAUCACCACCGUCUGGACUGGACUCCCCAAAUGGCAGCAGCUCCCUGUCCCCUGAGCGCCAGGGCAGUGGCGACCUGCCGCCAUUGCCUACUGCUCUGGAUUUCCAACCACUUCGCUAUUUGGAUGGUGUCCCCAGUUCUUUCCAGUUCUUCUUGCCCCUGGGCUCUGGGGGAGCUCUGCACUUACCUGCUUCCUCCUUCCUCACGCCCCCCAAGGACAAGUGCCUCUCACCAGAGCUGCCCCUGGCAAAGCAGCUGGUGUGUCGAUGGGCCAAGUGUAACCAGCUCUUUGAGCUCCUCCAAGACCUGGUUGACCAUGUCAAUGACCACCAUGUCAAGCCGGAACAGGAUGCUCGGUACUGCUGCCAUUGGGAGGGCUGUGCCCGCCACGGCCGUGGCUUCAAUGCCAGGUACAAGAUGCUCAUCCACAUCCGGACUCAUACCAAUGAGAAGCCACACCGAUGCCCCACCUGCAACAAGAGCUUCUCCCGCCUGGAGAACCUGAAGAUCCACAACCGCUCCCACACAGGUGAGAAGCCCUACGUCUGCCCCUACGAGGGCUGCAACAAGCGUUAUUCCAACUCGAGUGACCGAUUCAAGCACACCCGUACGCACUACGUAGACAAGCCCUACUACUGCAAGAUGCCUGGCUGCCACAAGCGCUACACAGACCCCAGCUCACUGCGCAAGCACAUCAAAGCCCAUGGCCACUUUGUGUCUCAGGAGCAGCAGGAGCUCCUACAGCUGCGCCCACCCCCGAAACCACCACUGCCCACUUCCGACAGUGGCUCCUAUGUCAGUGGAGCUCAGAUCAUCAUCCCCAACCCUGCUGCCCUUUUUGGAGGCCCCAGUCUACCUGGCCUGCCCUUACCCUUGGCCCCUGGUCCCCUUGACCUCAGUGCUCUGGCCUGUGGCAAUGGUGGGGGUGGGGGUGGGGGCAUGGGCCCUGGGCUGCCAGGCUCUGUUCUGCCCCUCAAUCUGGCCAAGAACCCACUGUUGCCCUCACCCUUUGGGGCUGGUGGACUAGGUCUACCUGUGGUCUCUCUCCUGGGUGGUUCUGCUGGUAGCAAGGCUGAGGGGGAGAAAGGUCGUGGGUCACUGCCUGCCAGGGUCCUGGGCCUAGAGGACCAUAAGACUCCUCUGGAAAGGACGGAGCGCAGCCGCUCCCGGCCAAGCCCUGAUGGACUCCCCUUGCUACCGGGAACUGUACUGGACCUGUCCACGGGCAACUCAGCAGCCAGCAGUCCAGAGGCGUUAACUCCUGGCUGGGUGGUCAUCCCUCCAGGGUCUGUGCUGCUCAAACCAGCUGUGGUAAACUGAACCUGGGCUACCCAUCUACCAGCUGUGACAGCCCAGCUACCUGUGGGCUCAUCCCCUGACGAACAGAAACUAUUCUGCGAAAUAGCAAUAAUAUCCUACUGUUUCAGGGGCCCAAGUGUCUGCUUCCUGGGAAGCUGCAGCCCCAGACAAGCUGGGUAGCAAGGAUGGUGCUAGCUAGGUCUUUGGUGGCUCCAGAGUGCGGACUUGGCUUGGACCUGCUGUCCAAGGAGGCCAUGCUCUUGGAUGCUAAGGCCUCACUCGCCUCCAUUCCCUAGCACAUCGUUUGGGGGAGGCCUUCCUCUGCCUGUCCUCCAAGGACCCCUAGUCCUGCCUCUUGCUCUGGUACAUUCCUCUCCGUGAGCAGUCUGGGCAGGUUGUUAUUCCUCCCUGCCUUACCUACUUGUCAACCGGGAAGCCCUCAGUGAUUAUAAACCCAUGCUUGGGAAUUCCUUAGACUCCUUUCCCUCUGGCACACCCACUGGAGGGAGAGCAAGACAGACACAGGCCAAGCUACAGGAAAAAGCUGCCUUUUCCUACCUACUGCUAUGACAAGGUGUUUCCCUGCUUACUUGGCAGAGAAGCCUGCUGCCAGUGCCCCCUUCUGCCUGAGUCAGCACUGCCAAAGGGUUGGCAACACUUUCUAAAGAAGGGGUAGCUGAGCACUCGCCUUUCCCUCGGGAGUGUACAGGCAGGUCCAAAAGGACCGUUUCACUGGUCCAGUUCAGCUUGGGUUGGCCUGGCAGUGUUAUCCUGCAGAAGCCUGGAUAUCCUGUAGCAGUCUACACCAGUGGACUACCAAGCUUGGGAAGCAGCUACAGGUUUGGGGGUUACGAAGUCAUGGAAUGCAGGAAGAACUGAUUCAUCUGACUGGAGCUUUCUAGAAACCACAAACUGAAGCCUAUGGGUGUGAGGGAGGCUAGGCAGCCAAGAGCAGCUCUUGGAGGACCAACUGCCAGCUAGGGAAAAGCUGGCUUGAGAGUGGACUGGACAUGUGACAAGGUUGUUUUCUCUGACUUUCCAGUUGAGUUCUUUCCUUGGUGGUGCCUCUUUUGCCCACAAGCUCUACCCAAGCCAGCUCCCCAGGGCUUGUACUAUUCAGAAUAAGGUCUAGCACUGAUGUAGGGCUAGAAAGCCAAGGACAUUGGAGGACUGUACUCUACAGCUCCAGAAGGCUAGAUGUGCCAACUUGGGCCUCUUGCUGUCCCCUGUACUAUGAUACAGAGUGGCUAAGCGCCUCCUCUCCCCAUCUGUAGAACAAAAGAGUUGCUGGGAUGGUAGGGUCCUUAGUAGCUCUGUGGUUCCUCUGAGCAGCUUGCCUGUUUUUUUCCAGACUGCCCUUCUGUUUCAGAAGGGGCACCCUGACCUGCCCUGCCCGACUGCUGAGCUUAGGACCCCAGCCCUGAUAGGGCUUGGCCGUGCUGGCUCUACCCCUUGAAGGGGCUGUGAGCAAGUUAAGGAGCUGGUCUCCUGUCUUCGGGUCUACCCAUGAUCCAAGCAGCCUCUUGGCUCCGUUAGGGCCCUAGGCCUUACUUAGGUCCCUGGCUGGGAACUGGGUUUGAGACUCAAGCCUGAGAACAGAGGAACAGGGCACUGGAAGGUGACAUUAGCUCAGCAUGUGAUUCAGUGAUAGACCAGGCUUGGAAGGGCCAGUGUACUUGUCAGUUUGUUGUUGCACAUUCCAGGACAUCAGUAUUUUAACAGGUUCUAAGUGCCUUUCUAUUGUAGCUUAUGUUUUUCCUCCUUUUGGCUCCAUUGCUGUUAGCAUAGAGUUUAAAAAAAAAUAAGCUAAUGACUAUAACAAUUUAUUUCCUCCAUGUGAGAGGAAGUUUAUAAAGAAACAAUAAAAAUGAGUUGCAAAGA
Molecule: messenger RNA, 3896 nt
Organism: Arvicola amphibius (Eurasian water vole)
Lineage: Eukaryota; Metazoa; Chordata; Mammalia; Rodentia; Cricetidae
Gene: Glis2
Product: GLIS family zinc finger 2
Exons: 6
Coding region: 324-2036 (570 amino acids)
Biological process (GO): regulation of transcription by RNA polymerase II; smoothened signaling pathway
Cellular component (GO): nucleus
Molecular function (GO): RNA polymerase II cis-regulatory region sequence-specific DNA binding; DNA-binding transcription factor activity, RNA polymerase II-specific
Source: RefSeq, a predicted model, not a curated record